Molecule: messenger RNA, 499 nt
Organism: Colletotrichum acutatum
Lineage: Eukaryota; Fungi; Ascomycota; Sordariomycetes; Glomerellales; Glomerellaceae
Exons: 1
Source: RefSeq, a predicted model, not a curated record
CACACAACCUGGGCUUCUGCGGCCAAGAGCCUGGCGCAACUCAACACGAAAAUUCGGCAUCUUGACUGUAUUCUGGAUGGCAUAUAAUAUGGAGGUGCUCCGCCGGUCGUCGCAAUUUUCGGUCAUCAGCUCAUCUGGUGGACAGAUGGUCGCCAAGGACGCCCAUUCAUACAUUCGUUACCAACAACUCGAGACAGACGCUGAGAGAUUCGCACAAGAUGGUGCAAUUUCAGGCUCACAGUAUCUUGGCCGGGGCCUACGGGGUAGUAGCUGCUGUUGCCGCUGCCUGUACAUCUGAUCUUCUCGUGGAUGACUUCUCCAGCUCAUUCACAACGAACAGAAAUAAUAUGGGCUCAUGGACUUCAGGUAAGAUACCACGAAUUCAUCGGGAGCGUCCGAAACUUCGGGUGGAAUUACCAGUGGAUCUCCACAAAGCAGCUGUCCAAGAGUCUCAAAUGACCAACAUGACGUUCGAUAGAUGAUGCGAGCAUGACCAGCA